AGAUAUAUCUUCAUUGGUAAACAAUGGUGAAAGCAGUAGUUGGGGAAGAGACUAGGCUCACCUCUGCUGAAGAUCGUCUCUCUCGCUCAGCUAUUCCUGCUGAGGUGGGUCUUGUGAUAGGAAAGCUUAGCUCUGGUUUAGAUCGUGGAUUUGUGUUUGAUUUGAUCCCAACGCCUAGCAACGAUGCUGGAGAGCCGGCAUGCUCGGUUCUGGAGACCAGAGAUGACAAAAAGAAGCCAUCUAAGUCGAAAUCUCAGUCAUCUGAGUCGUCUUCUCUAUCGAUUGAUUGUGAUUGGGUAGCAGAACAUGCCAGACAGGUGUCGAGAAUGCUUUUGGGUGGAGUGAAGGUGGUUGGUGUCUAUGUAUGGGCUAGUGACAGUGCUUUUAAGAAUUCAACUAUGAUCCUUUGCCAGGCUAUUAAGGGAGUGUCAGAUGCAAUACGGCAUUUGGAUCCUAGCUUGGAUGAAGCUCUUCUUAUCCACAUAUGCUACAGUCCAAGGAGAUGGAAUUGUCGAACAUGUUUGUUGAACUCAAGUAUUACAUCAAGUAGCCUUCGACCUUGUGACUUUAAGCUGGGAAGGGUAUUAAGUUCUUUGCAAAGGUUUAAGUGCAACUACAGCUUUAAUUUCAGAUUACCUAUUUACUCCAAGGGUGAAUCAACUAGGCAAACGUUUACUGAGAUUCUCCGUCAAGAACUUGAAGUUCAUGCAAAAGAGCUGAAGAGUGCAAAUGCAAUGAUUGAUGGGGACUUGGUGCACAACGAUGAGCCUUGCAACACGGAGGGCGAGCAUGAAAUUGAACUGUUAUUCCCAUUCAUGAAAGAUAGCAGAGCUGAGGCAUUAACUGCAAAGAAUGUUACUGGAAUUCUACAAUUUGGUGGUUCUAUAUACUCUUAUGCCUACUUGAACGCGAAAGAACCAGUUUCACAAGCUGUUACUGAUGUAAAGGCUGACAUUACUAGGAGUCUGCAAAGUAGAUUGGACAUUAUCUGUGACGAGGCUGAGCAGGAGCUCGAUCCAACUGAUGUUGGAGACGAUGAAGAAGUCGAGAUGUCGAAAGUCCCUGUUUCCAAAUCCAUAUUAAACUCAUCUACAGAAUCAUGCCAUCUUCGUCUUCCUAGGAGAGUUUUGGUCCCGUGGUUGGCGGGUACAUACAUAUGUGAUUAUCUACAGCCAUUUGAAUCACUGGAGGUGGUAAAAGAACGUUGCAUGGAGUUAAUGUCUAUGGAACAUUCUUCUCUUGACCCAUCAAGUAUGUCAGAAGUGGAAACCGAGACGUCUUUAUUGGUUGCGGAGUCUAUGUGGGACGUGAUAACCCCCCCUGCGUCUUCUGCUUCCAGCUGCCGUUUGGAAGGGAAUGUUGAAUGCACAAGCCGUGAUGACAGUGGCCAGAGAACGGCCGGUAAUGCAUCAUCCAAUGUCCCGAUCCUGGUAGCGAUUUUUGUGCUUUUACUCUCGGUUGUAUUAGGACUCUUGCUUUACCAGAGGGAUUAGCAAAAGGUUCACAGGUCAUUCGUUUCUCAUCAAACCACAAAAUGAGUUGUGUUUUGUUUCCUUGGGUUGAGUUAUUAGAUAAUGAACUUGCAGUGCGCGACCUUUUCCUUCUUGUUGGAAACUACUAUAACAUAAGCUUUUCAUUCA
Raphanus sativus (radish) is the source of this 1640-nucleotide messenger RNA. RefSeq lists its product as uncharacterized. Gene Ontology annotation, cellular component: endomembrane system. The transcript has 11 exons. The record is from RefSeq and is a predicted model, not a curated record. Lineage: Eukaryota; Viridiplantae; Streptophyta; Magnoliopsida; Brassicales; Brassicaceae. Bases 24 to 1493 code for a protein of 489 amino acids. Gene Ontology annotation, biological process: intracellular protein localization.